Messenger RNA from Paramecium primaurelia, 1098 nucleotides. The record is from the annotation of a GenBank genome assembly. Lineage: Eukaryota; Ciliophora; Oligohymenophorea; Peniculida; Parameciidae.
AUGUCUAAAUUAGAAAAGUUCAAUUUCAAUAUUCAAAACUAAGUAUUGAAGUCUCCAAAUGACAAUCAAUUCAAAUCUUCAUUUUCAAGCUAACAUUCCAAACUUACCCCUGAAAAUUUUUAAUUUCCCAAACAAAAAUCUUAUAUUGUAUAUGGAAAAUUCUCAAAUCGUAUACUCAGAAUAAAAAAAUAAAAUAAAUUACAUAAGAGUCAAAGCCAAAUUGAUGCAGUUUAGUUUCCAAAUUUUAUUAAUAAGAUAAGAAGAAGUAGCGGUUGUGAAAUUCUAAGUGAUAAAUAAGUAUUUUUAAUUUAAUAUUAUAAGGUUAGAUUUGCUUUUCUUUAUCCAAUUACCAAUGUAGCUUUUCAUCUCUUAUAAAAGGAAAUAAAAAGAAAUGAAAUAAGGAAGAAAACUAUAUUUAAAAGAAUGUCAAGUAUUUUGAUUAAACAUUCAAAUAAUUUAAAAUCUUAAACCAUAAUAGAUCCAACUUAAUAGGAAACUAUAGAUUAAAGUCCUUCUAAAUUUGGUGAAAAAUAAUCUAGUUUCAUUCCAAAAUAAUUUUAAAAGUCAUUUGGAUGCUUAAAAGAAUCCUAAGAGUUAUUUUAUAAUAUUAAAAAUUCUGAAAAAUUAUAGUUAUAUUAGGAUAAAUUCAAAAGAUUUUCUUAAUCUUUGACUACUUCCCCUAAAUUAAAUAAAAAUUAAAAAUCAAAGAAUAAAUUUCUUGAUUCUCAAAAAGUAGUAUUAGAUAUCAGUAGGAAACAAAGAAAAACAUUUAUUUCUAUUUAAAAUUAUGUUAAUGAACGUUCACUAAGUAACUAAACUAAAUCAGUAGGUCUAAUCUAAAAAUAAAUUCAUUUUCAAUAUUAAAAUUUGUUAAGCCUUACAGAAACAGAUAGCUCUUCCCCUAUCAAAUUAAAAACUACAUAUACUUCGCGUAAUUUUAAUCAUAUUAAAUCUCUUUCAAAUCUACCUGAUAUAAGAGAAAUAUCAACAUAAAGAUUAAAUAAUAAUAGAAUCUAAAAAAUAGCUGAAAAAGUCAAAAAUGUAUACAUAUUAAGUCCUAGCAAAUCUAAACAAAUUUAAGAUAAAAUAAAAAUUUGA